GCUCGGCUGCGGCUUCUGUGCCCCUGGGCGAUCCGGACGCGGAGGCGGCGCGUCGGUGUCGCGCCUCGUCCCUCUGCGGCCCCGCGCGGACCGCCGUCGCCGCACCUCGGGCCGGAGGAUGCCCAGGAAGCUGCUGCUGCUGCCCCCGCUGUCCGCGUGCUCCGCUCUGCGCGUCCCGCGGGCCCGGCCCGCCGCCUCGCCGGCCAUGAACGCAGCCCGCACCGGCUACCGAGUCUUCUCGGCCAACUCCACGGCCGCCUGCACGGAGCUGGCCAAGCGCAUCACUGAGCGUCUUGGUGCUGAAUUGGGGAAGUCUGUUGUAUAUCAGGAGACCAAUGGAGAAACAAGAGUUGAAAUCAAAGAAUCUGUCCGUGGCCAAGAUAUUUUCAUUAUACAGACAAUACCCAGAGAUGUGAAUACGGCUGUGAUGGAGUUGCUGAUUAUGGCGUAUGCACUGAAGACUGCCUGCGCCAGGAAUAUCAUUGGCGUCAUCCCCUACUUCCCCUACAGCAAGCAAAGCAAGAUGCGCAAGAGGGGCUCCAUUGUGUGCAAGCUCCUGGCAUCCAUGCUGGCGAAAGCUGGUUUAACUCACAUUAUCACUAUGGACCUUCACCAAAAGGAAAUACAAGGCUUUUUCAGCUUUCCCGUGGACAACCUUAGAGCCUCACCUUUCCUGCUUCAGUAUAUCCAGGAAGAAAUUCCAAAUUACAGAAAUGCAGUCAUUGUAGCUAAGUCUCCAGAUGCUGCAAAAAGGGCUCAGUCCUAUGCUGAGAGACUCCGCCUGGGGCUGGCUGUGAUCCACGGAGAAGCGCAGUGCACAGAGCUGGAUAUGGACGACGGUCGGCACUCGCCGCCCAUGGUCAAGAAUGCCACAGUGCACCCAGGCCUGGAGCUGCCCUUGAUGAUGGCCAAAGAAAAGCCACCAAUAACAGUGGUCGGAGACGUCGGGGGACGCAUUGCCAUUAUAGUGGAUGACAUCAUUGAUGACGUGGAGAGCUUCGUUGCUGCUGCAGAGAUCCUGAAAGAGAGAGGUGCUUACAAGAUCUAUGUCAUGGCCACGCACGGCAUCCUGUCUGCUGAAGCCCCCCGUCUGAUCGAGGAGUCCCCCAUUGAUGAGGUGGUGGUGACAAACACUGUCCCCCACGAGCUUCAGAAACUACAGUGUCCCAAGAUAAAGACUGUGGACAUCAGCCUGAUUCUUUCUGAGGCGAUUCGGAGAAUCCACAAUGGCGAGUCCAUGGCUUACCUCUUCCGGAACAUCACAGUGGAUGACUAGCU
Mus pahari (shrew mouse) is the source of this 1278-nucleotide messenger RNA. It is a transcript of the gene Prpsap1, whose product is annotated as phosphoribosyl pyrophosphate synthetase associated protein 1. The transcript is spliced from 10 exons. NCBI's taxonomy places the organism in Eukaryota, Metazoa, Chordata, Mammalia, Rodentia, Muridae. Gene Ontology annotation, cellular component: ribose phosphate diphosphokinase complex; cytoplasm. The record is from RefSeq and is a predicted model, not a curated record. Gene Ontology annotation, biological process: purine nucleotide biosynthetic process; 5-phosphoribose 1-diphosphate biosynthetic process. Bases 119 to 1276 code for a protein of 385 amino acids. Gene Ontology annotation, molecular function: ribose phosphate diphosphokinase activity; magnesium ion binding.